CCUGAGCCGAGCGGUACUCAACUGCAUCACGUGCCGGGGUGGGGGCUAUAAAAUCCCGGAGCCGGGGCGCUGGGCGGGGGACCUCAGGACCAGCCCUCUCCAGGGACCCCUUUGUUCGCAGCCCAGACGCCGACACCUCCGCAUCCCCAAGGGCUUGACUGGCUGCACCGGCUCUGCGCCCCGGGCAGAGCUCCGAACAGGAGAGGGGAGGGGGCGCCACAGCCUGCCGGGCCCUCCGGCCACCCACCCCUCCAGACAUGUCGCGAUCCUUCUAUGUCGACUCGCUCAUCAUCAAGGACUCUUCGCGACCCGCGCCCUCGCUGCCCGAACCGCACCCCGGGCCAGAUUUCUUCAUCCCGCUGGGCAUGCCGUCCCCGUUGGUGAUGUCCAUGCCCGGGCCCGGCUGCGCGUCCCGCAAGAGCGGCGCGUUCUGCGUGUGCCCGCUCUGCGUCACUUCGCACCUGCCCCACCACGCACCUGUGUGCGCCGCCACCACCUACAACGUGGGGGACCCGCGGAGAUUCCACUGCCUCACCAUGGGGGGCUCGGACGUCAGCCAGGUACCCAAUGGCAAGAGGAUGAGGACGGCGUUCACUAGCACGCAGCUCCUGGAGCUGGAGCGGGAAUUCUCUUCCAACAUGUAUCUGUCUCGACUCCGGAGGAUCGAAAUCGCCACGUACCUGAACCUGUCGGAGAAGCAGGUGAAGAUCUGGUUCCAGAACCGCCGGGUAAAGCAUAAGAAGGAAGGGAAGGGCACGCAGAGGAACAGUCACGCGGGCUGCAAGUGCGUUGGCAGCCAAGCGCACUACGCGCGCUCCGAGGACGAGGACUCCCUGUCGCCGGCCUCGGCCACCGAGGACAAGGAGAUUUCGCCCUUGUGAGGGAGGGAGGGCCGCCUCCCUCUCAGCACCCGCUCCCGGGAGCCCCCCAAAGCCAAUGCGGCAGGCACCCAGGGGUCAAAUACGCGCUCGCUCCGUGGUCCGGUCUGCAGAAGCACGGAGCGGAGUGUUCCCAGGGCGUACCAGCCCGGCCCAUCCUUCGCGUCUACUCCUUGGCCUAUUUGCUUAGGUUCCACUCUCGAGAAUGCGCAUAGCUUUUGUUUAAAUGUAAAUAACCUAGAUUCAACUCAGCCUUGUCAUAUAACAGAGAAAAAAACAGCAUUGGCUUAAGUUUAGCACGGUCUGGGUUUUGUUUUUAAAGCGCUUGUCAUUUUCCCUUCCCUACUGUCUUUCAGAACUGAUAAGAACACCGGGUUUCCUGAUGAUUUCCUUUUGUGUGUUUUUUUUUUAAUAAAAGUAUUGAUAUGCAAAUAAUUUAGAAAAGUAAAACCUGUAGGCCUUGCUUUCUGAAAACUUGCCUGGGGAGAGUUUAAAAUCCAAGUGUUGGAAGUUCAUUUUUAUGUGAAUAGUUUUAUAUAAGAUUAUAUUUAUAUUUAUUUAAAUAAAUGAAACAAAAUCAA
Messenger RNA from Myotis brandtii (Brandt's bat), 1459 nucleotides. It is a transcript of the gene GSX2, whose product is annotated as GS homeobox 2. Gene Ontology annotation, biological process: regulation of DNA-templated transcription. Lineage: Eukaryota; Metazoa; Chordata; Mammalia; Chiroptera; Vespertilionidae. The record is from RefSeq and is a predicted model, not a curated record. The coding region runs from base 258 to 881 and encodes 207 amino acids. The transcript is spliced from 3 exons. Gene Ontology annotation, cellular component: nucleus. Gene Ontology annotation, molecular function: sequence-specific double-stranded DNA binding; DNA-binding transcription factor activity, RNA polymerase II-specific.